Impatiens glandulifera is the source of this 2238-nucleotide messenger RNA. Its product is annotated as shaggy-related protein kinase theta-like. The record is from RefSeq and is a predicted model, not a curated record. Lineage: Eukaryota; Viridiplantae; Streptophyta; Magnoliopsida; Ericales; Balsaminaceae. Gene Ontology annotation, cellular component: cytoplasm. The transcript has 13 exons. The coding region runs from base 299 to 1696 and encodes 465 amino acids. Gene Ontology annotation, biological process: signal transduction; protein phosphorylation. Gene Ontology annotation, molecular function: protein serine/threonine kinase activity; ATP binding.
UUUGAAGUAUUUUUCUAGAGAGAGAGUUUUUUUUAGAGAGAGAAAGCAGGCGGAGGAGGAGCUUGGAGAGAGAAUCCGUUCCUUGUGUUUCUUUUGCAAAUUCUCCUUCUUCUUCUUCUCCGGUUGAACCGCGGAGGAGAGAACAGAUUUACAGAGAGAGAGAGGUAGGAGUUGAGAUAUCUCUCCCCUUUUUUCUCUCUCUUGCUCAAUCUAUGUUGCUGCUAUCAUCUUUUGAGACUUUUCAUAGAGAAAGAUAGACAAAUAGAUACAAGUUAGGGUUUCUGAUCUCGAUUUCAUAAUGAAUGUCAUGCGUCGCCUCAAGAGCAUUGCCUCCGGUCGUACUUCCGUUUCCGAUCCGGCUGGGGAUCCUACCACAAGGAAGGUGAAGGUUGACCAAGAUGUAGAACAAAGAAGCUUGGGAACGAAUUACUCGGAGGAGGAAACUUCUAGCCACACUGAUCAAAAUAUGUCUACUGCACCAGAAGCUGCUGCAAGCUCAUCCUCCGUGUCCUCUAUUGCUCAAACUGAUAAACCUGGUUAUGAGGAGCUUACAAAAGACAUUAAUGACAUGAAAAUCAGGGAUGAUAGAGUUGAUGAUCAUGACAUGGAAACUACUGUUGUUUCUGGCAAUGGAACAGAAAAAGGUCAGAUAAUUGUCACAACAGUCAAUGGACAAGAUGGACAUCAGAAACAGACAAUUUCAUACAUGGCAGAGCGUGUAGUUGGCACUGGCUCAUUUGGUGUUGUUUACCAGGCCAAGUGCUUGGAAACUGAAGAAGCUGUUGCAAUAAAGAAGGUGUUGCAGGAUAAGAGAUACAAGAACAGAGAACUUCAGAUUAUGCGUUUGCUUAACCAUCCUAAUGUUGUUCAACUAAAACAUUGUUUCUUCUCUACCACCGAUAAUGAUGAGGUGUACCUUAACCUUGUCCUGGAAUAUGUAGCUGAAACUGUCUAUAGAGUUUCCAAGCACUAUACUAGAAUGCAUCAGUACAUGCCCACGAUUUAUGUGCAGUUAUACACAUAUCAGAUAUGUCGAGCUCUUAAUUACAUACACAAUGUAAUUGGAGUGUGCCACCGUGAUAUUAAACCGCAGAAUUUACUGGUCAAUCCCAAUUCUCAUCAGCUAAAAGUAUGUGAUUUUGGGAGUGCAAAGAUGCUGGUGCCUGGUGAACCCAACAUAUCGUAUAUCUGCUCCAGGUAUUACAGGGCACCUGAACUGAUUUUCGGAGCAACAGAGUACUCAACAGCAAUUGAUAUGUGGUCUGCAGGCUGUGUAAUGGCUGAGCUACUUCUAGGACAACCACUAUUCCCAGGAGAAAGCGGGGUUGAUCAGCUGGUGGAGAUCAUUAAGGUUCUCGGAACGCCAACCAGAGAGGAAAUUAAAUGCAUGAAUCCAAAUUACAACGAAUAUAAGUUUCCUCAGAUUAAGGCUCACCCAUGGCACAAGAUAUUUCAAAAAAGGCUGCCAGCUGAAGCUGUUGAUCUGGUUUCGCGGUUACUCCAGUAUUCACCAAAGCUACGUUGCACAGCUCUGGAGGCAUGUGCGCACCCUUUCUUCAAUGAUCUAAAACAACCAAAUGUAUCUUUGCCUAAUGGUCGGCCCUUUCCCCCUCUAUUCAAUUUCACCGCACAAGAAUUGGCAGGUGUUUCUCCUGAAUUACGCGAACAACUUAUUCCUGAGCACAUGAGGAAAUAACUGCUUACUGGAGUGGGUGUAGUAAAAGGAGGCGACUCAUAUUUUCUCUUUUAUUUUAUUUUUUUAUAAAUUAUAUAUAUAUAUAUAUAUAUAUUUUUCGAAAUUCUCGGGGUGGGGGGGUGUAUACUUGUUAAAGAGAGGCAAGCAAGCCACCAUCAUCACUGAGGUGCCACAAGACAACGCGAUCCUUUUAAGGGUUUCAGGUAACAAACCUGAAUUUUAAGCUUCGGGGGCACCAUCAUCUGUGCUUGGUAGCAUUUUUAUGAUUUUUUUUUUGUUCUUCUUUAUUUCCUUGGACAUCUAUUUAUGUUAAGAUGAGUUAUGAAUAUUUGAAUCCCUUAAUUUUUAAUUUUAUUUGAAUUUUAAUGUUGUUUGUGUAUUCAUGGUGGAUGGCUAACAAAGUGGGGAAGUUAAGGAGGAGAGUUAGGACACAUUGUCUGAUGUUGUUGUAUAUGUAUGUAUGUAUGUAUGUAAUGUAUUAUCCCAUGAUUAUCAAGUGUUGGAUUGGUUGGUUCUCUAUGUAAGAAAUCUAUAUUUUCCUU